Molecule: messenger RNA, 1390 nt
Organism: Melospiza melodia melodia
Lineage: Eukaryota; Metazoa; Chordata; Aves; Passeriformes; Passerellidae
Gene: ADRB1
Product: adrenoceptor beta 1
Exons: 2
Coding region: 1-1287 (428 amino acids)
Biological process (GO): norepinephrine-epinephrine-mediated vasodilation involved in regulation of systemic arterial blood pressure; adenylate cyclase-activating adrenergic receptor signaling pathway; positive regulation of heart rate by epinephrine-norepinephrine
Cellular component (GO): plasma membrane
Molecular function (GO): beta1-adrenergic receptor activity
Source: RefSeq, a predicted model, not a curated record
AUGGGCGAUGGGUGGCUGCCUCCGGACUGCGGCCCCCAGAACCGCUCCGUGGCCGGGGUGACGGCCGUGCCGCCCGGGAGCAGACAGCUGCCCGCCGCCGAGCUGUCGCAGCAGUGGGCUGUGGGCAUGAGCCUGCUGAUGGCCCUGGUGGUGCUGCUCAUCGUGGCCGGGAACGUGCUGGUGAUCGCGGCCAUCGGGAGGACGCAGCGGCUGCAGACCCUCACCAACCUGUUUAUCACCUCGCUGGCCUGCGCCGACCUGGUGAUGGGGCUGCUGGUGGUGCCCUUCGGGGCCACGCUGGUGGUGCGGGGCACCUGGCUCUGGGGGUCGUUCCUGUGCGAGUGCUGGACCUCGCUGGACGUGCUCUGCGUGACGGCCAGCAUCGAGACCCUGUGCGUCAUCGCCAUCGACCGCUACCUGGCCAUCACCUCGCCUUUCCGCUACCAGAGCCUCAUGACCAAGGGUCGGGCCAAGGGCAUCAUCUGCACCGUCUGGGCCAUCUCUGCCCUGGUCUCCUUCUUGCCCAUCAUGAUGCACUGGUGGCGGGAUGACGACCCCCAGGCGCUGGAGUGCUACCAGGAUCCGGGCUGCUGCGACUUCGUCACCAACAGGGCUUACGCCAUCGCCUCGUCCAUCAUUUCUUUCUACAUCCCCCUUCUCAUCAUGAUAUUUGUGUACCUGCGGGUGUACAGAGAGGCCAAGGAGCAGAUGAGGAAGAUCGAUAGGUGCGAGGGCCGGUUCUACGGCAGCCAGGAGCAGCCGCAGACGCCCCUGCCCGCUCACCCUCACCACCAGCCCAUCCUCGGCAACGGCCGGGCCAGCAAGCGAAAGACCUCCCGCAUCAUGGCCAUGAAGGAGCAGAAAGCCCUCAAGACUUUGGGCAUCAUCAUGGGGGUGUUCACCCUCUGCUGGCUCCCCUUCUUCCUGGUGAACAUCGUCAACGUCUUCAACAGGGACCUGGUGCCGGACUGGCUCUUCGUUUUCUUCAACUGGCUGGGCUACGCCAACUCCGCGUUCAACCCCAUCAUCUACUGCCGCAGCCCCGACUUUCGGAAGGCCUUCAAGAGGCUGCUGUGCUGCCGCCGGAAAGCCGACCGGUGGCUGCAGGGCGGCGGCGGGGAGCUGGCCCGGCUGCCCGGGGGCUUCAUCAGCACCGUGGGCUCCCCGGAGCGCAGCCUGGCCGGGACCUGGUCCGACUGCAACGGGGGCACUCGGGGCGGCAGCGAGUCCAGCCUGGAGGAGAGACAUAGCAAAGCCUCCGACUCGGAGUCCAAGGGUCCAGCUUAGGUGGGAAAUUUAUGGCCAGAACUUGCUCUGCUUGCCCUGCUGAAGAGCUGUACUGGGUGAUGCAUCUCCUGGACAAGUGUAAUGGCACUGAGGUAGGAUGAGU